UUGAAGUUGUGUCUGUAACCACCUCCCUUCUGUCAAAUACGCAUUAAACAGUAAACGAAUUUUACUGUAUUUUUCUCGUGAUCUGUUUAGAACGUGGUUUAAGUUGUCCUUCCUGUCUUCAGAAUGAAUUCGGGUACACUGGAGAAAACCGAUUCGCCAAAGAAACGAAUCCUCUCGCGGGGCAUGAGCGAGGAAGAGUCGCUUCGACACAUCAUUCAAGAGGCCGAACAGACACCCAAACGCCUGAACCGCAGUGACAGCAGACACGGCUUGCGCAAAAGGGGCGAAAUGAGAGAUAGCCAGAGUGAAGAGGAGCAUGCUGUGACAAAUAUGAUGGAGCUCCAGGCAAACUAUGAAGACUGCUUGCAGGAACUGCAGACUCUUGAGCUCAAACAGGAGGUGGUGUUAUUCCAGGUGGACUGUCUCCAGGAUGCUCUGCUGGGGGCUGAGGAGAUGCUUGCUGAAACACAAAGGGAGGCUCAUGAAAUCAGGAUGGAGCUGGAGCGAGAGAGAGAACGGAGGAGAACAUUGGAGGACAUGGUUGCUUCACUAACACAGGAGGUGGACUGGUUAAAAGAGGAGAAAAAAUCAGCUCUAUCUAACCUGCUUAAAAUCAGGGCAGAAGUGAACAAUGGUGAUGCUGUUGGACCAGGAGGAAAUCCUGCUGUAGAAAUAGAUGGAAAUGCACCCGAAAGAAUGCCUGUCUGUGCUCUUAGCUCAGACACAAGCCAGCAGUCACCAGGCACUAAAGAUGGACCUGCUGGAUUUUCCACUGGAAGAGUAGCUUACUUCUUGCAGAACAUGAAAGUAGAUCCCAGCUGCUCCAGGUACACUGGUUCCAUUCAGCCUCAGGGAGCUCCAGAAGGGACUUCAGUGGACAAGGAGGUCUGUGAACCUGAGCAAAGAUCAGACGUGGACCACUUGGAUCAUGUGUCCCAACAGGCUGGUCUGGAGGGUGGAGAUGGCCAGCAAGCUCAGGAUGGGGACGAAAAUGAUGAGAGUAGUGGCUAUGAAGAUGCCCGAUCAGAGUUCCUAGCUGCUUCCUCUACUCCGGAUGAGCUUCUGGAUCCAAACUUCUUGGAUCAUGUAAGGGGCUUCGACGAGUGUGAACUGAAGAAUAGCAGUGAGCCCAGGAGCCCCAAAAGUCAAGACUCCUGUGUUUUGUCUUAAGGAAGUAUCUCUCCUACAUAGCACCAGAUACUGAUUAGAGUCUAGUUUUUCUCAUGCUGUCUUUACACCAUUUUUACAAAAAACAAAAAAAACAAAAACAAAAAAACAACCAGUUCUAAACUUUAGACUUAAACUGCCUUUGCAGAGGCAAAUUAUUAUCAUCAUUAGGUGUAAUUACUAUCUUCUAGUAAAUUUUAUGUAGUAGAGAAUUGGAACCUGAACCGUUUAGCCAAAAUUGCUUUGGUCUUCUUAAGUGAUGCACUGCUAUUCUUUGCUUUCUUCCCCUGCCUUGAAAGCACCCUUUGCGACUGUUGUACAGUCCACAAUUAUGGCAGGGCUUUGUAUUUAUGAUGUAGAUAUAACAAUGCUGCUGGCAUGAGAGAUGCCAUAAUGUAGUCAAGCAGAACUGAUGCCCUGAUAAGUCAAGCAGUCUUCUUUCCCUUAUUUGAAAUGUCUCUAAUGAAUCUGAAUAUAGCUAUCAUAUAGAAAAAUGUGGUAUUUUGAGAACAUUUAGACUUGCUUUACAAAAUUCCAUUUACUUUAUAAAAUUCCAUAAGAGCUGUUUCUUGCUGUUUUUAUAAAUUUAAAAGAUCUUUCACUCUUUCAAUUUUCUAGAACCAGCCUGUAACACUAUGAUGGCAUGCUGCUAUGACUGGCAUUUAAAAUGUGUGCCUUCAGGACAAAAAUCUUUACUUUCCAAGAACUGGAUGUUCAACUGUAUUGUGCAAUCAACAAUAUGUAUUAGACAGACAUUAUCUUAGGUCAUACUCUUAUACUAGGCUAAGGCUGUAACUCUUAACAUGAUGAAGAUGCUACUAAACAACUGCCAAGCAAGUUAAAUUAUGGCAAUUCAUUAGUACUACUGACCAAAGGGGUAGCCAUGUUUAUCAUUACAUUACACAAGUACUAUGUACAUAUACAUAAAUUUCUGCUUAUGGCUGGCUAUUAUUUAUCACAAAUUGACAAAUCACUGGUAGUUACAUAUCAGAACAUUUUCUGGUGUCUUAUGCUGGAUAAGAUAAUUAAUGAAAACUUUGCAUUUGCAAUGCUGUAUAGUCCAGGAUAAACACUAUGGAAAAACACUUUGAAAUUUCACCCAGCUUAGCCCCGUGUUAUUUUCCACUGUAUACUUUAGAGCCAGUGUUUGCUCUUGGUGUUAACAUGUGCUGGAUUUGCCCUACUGAACUGGGAGAAGCUUUGAGCUGUCUUUACAUUGCAGGCCAGUGAUUCAUGUGUUUUCAUUGUUUGGUCCCUCAGGUAGCUGAGUGGAAUAACAAGUUUGUUUAGUAAUAUCAGAUUUAAGUUACAGUUGUCUGUUGUUAAGUAGCUAGAUCUAAAUCCUCUCUGUUCCCAAAAAUCUGCCAAAAAGUUAAAUGAGGCUAAUGUAUUUAGAUUCAUUAUGUCUUUGUAAAUUUCUUAUUUUUAUUAUAUGUGCUGAGUCAGUUUCGGAUGCAUCCACCGUACAGGGCCAUGGGGUAGAUUUGUCUCAUUAUUAUGCAGGGUCUUUCACACACAUAUGCAUGCAUGCACAAAGAGAGAGAGAACGAGCUAGAGAUGCCUUUAAAAUCACAGAGUAUGAGUGACAUUCUGUGGAAAUGGAUUUGUAUCUAGUUUUGUGAUUUGCACUUUCAUAACUUCCAGUCAGUUAUCUUUCAAAUGUUAAGUAAUCAAUUUCAUCACAGUGCAUGGAUUUUCAAAAAAAUAAUUUUCACACGAAAGUUUAACAGAGCAUGUAUCAGAUGUGUUAUUUUCAGAAUAAAUUUUGUACAAUUUA
Electrophorus electricus (electric eel) is the source of this 2944-nucleotide messenger RNA. RefSeq lists its product as uncharacterized. Lineage: Eukaryota; Metazoa; Chordata; Actinopteri; Gymnotiformes; Gymnotidae. The record is from RefSeq and is a predicted model, not a curated record.